AUGGGUGAUGAUAUGAGUGUAUGCCGUUUCGAUCCUCGUGAUCAUCAGACUGUUGAUGGUUCCAAUUUAAUAUCUGAAUUAUCUAUUAUCCGUGCACAAAGAAUGUCAAAUGAAGAAUUUAAAACUGAAAAGGAGAUUCUUGAAUCAGAGAAGAAUGGUUUAGUUCAUGAAAAUAAUAGUUUGAAGAGAAAAUAUCAUUUAUUAGAAUUUGAAAGAAGCUGUGAUCAAUCAAAGAUGAAUAAUCUUCGUCAGACUCUUGAUGAACGUAUUAAUUCUGUUCUUCAGUCGUCUAACAAUCUUGGAUCAUCAUUGACAUUGGAGACGGAAAGGUUAAGAGAUGAAGUUUUAAACUAUGAAAAACAAUUAACUGAUUUACAAAGUGCUCAUUCUCAACUUCAAAUGAAAGUGAAAGAAUUACAAAGUUUAUUAGAAUUACGUUCACAACGUUUAAAAGAGCUAGAAAAGUAUGUAGAAGAAAAGUCGAUAGAAUUGAAAGAGUUAACAGAAAUGAAGUCAACUAUUUUUAAGUUGACUUCAGAGAAAGCAAUUUUAGAAGAACGUGUUCUCCUUGAAUCGAAUCGUACCAAAAUGCCAGAAGGUUAUGAUCGAUUUAUAAGAGGUGCUAGUUAUGUAGCUAAAUUAGAACUGGAACAUGAUCGUUUAAAAACUGCAUUUAAAACACUUAGCCAAGAACGUGCAAAAUGGUUGAUAACUGAAGAAGAAAAUUCAGAAUUACGCAAUCAAAUAGAUAUUAUGAAGAAAUGGCGUGAAAGAGCAUUGAUCUCAGAGAAUGCUUUACUUGAAAAAGAAACUUUAAUGAAUAGUUUAUUGUCUAAAGUUGAUUCACCUAUAACAUCAGAUGAUAAUCAUUCAUUUGUUACACUACGAAGAUUAGAACGUGAAAAUGAAAUUUUACUUGCAGAACAAGGCGAAAUUUAUGCAAAAAAUAAAGAAUUAAUGACAAUUCUAGAUGAAAAACAGGCUAGUGAAAUGAAAUUACAAAGUCGACUACAAACGUUUACAUCUCAGUUGGAUAGAUUGAAAAAAUUACGCAAAAAAGGCAAUCAAAUUGUCCAACUUGUAGGCAAGGAACACAGUUUGUGUCAAAAUCUGUUGGAAAGUUAUAUACUUCAUGAAAGUGAUACGUUUAAUAUUCCAUCUGAAUACUUGAAAUCAAUGUCUAAUUUGAAACAAUUGUUUGGAGAAUUCAGUGAAAAUUACAAUGAUUGUGCAAAUUCUUUGAAUAAUUUAUUUAAAUUAACAGAAAAUAUGAAUAAUGAAGAAACUAAUGUAAAAUAA
Molecule: messenger RNA, 1299 nt
Organism: Heterobilharzia americana
Lineage: Eukaryota; Metazoa; Platyhelminthes; Trematoda; Strigeidida; Schistosomatidae
Source: the annotation of a GenBank genome assembly